UCUAAUGUUUAUUGCAGAAGAUUUAAGUUGAAAUUCACGCACACACAGACAUCCCUGCACGUCUUUCCCACACAAACAAUGGAAUCAAUCUCAUUAAGGAAUUAUGAUCACUGACAACACAAUGCAUUGUCUCCAUCUCAAAUCUCUCUUCCACACACAAAACCAAACGUGACAGGUACCAUAUUAGGAAGUUAUUAAGGAAUGGGCCACACGGCCCUCAAAAGAUCUUCCACUUCCACCCUCCCAACCUCCACCGCCACCCCUGCCAGGCGCGGCGGCGGCCGUAUACGCAAGAGAUUCAACAACCUUAGAAUCACAAUCUUCUGCGGCCUCGUCACCAUCCUCGUCCUCCGCGGCACAAUUGGCAUCAACCACCUCUUCCCCAACGAUCCCACCGAAGCCCGAAACCAGGUCCUCCUCGAAGAAGCCAAUCGAGUCGUCGCCGAAAUCAGAUCAGACGACAACGACCCAGAUGACGAUGAUGAACAACACUCCCAACCCCAAAUCAAUCCCUCCAAUGUCACCUACAGUCUGGGACCCAAAAUUCCCAAUUGGAACAAGGUGAGAAAAACUUGGCUCAAAGAAAACCCUAAUUUCCCAAACCAUAUAAACGGGAGAGCCCGGAUUUUGCUUGUAACUGGGUCUCCACCCAACCCUUGUGACAACCCAAUUGGGGAUCAUUAUCUAUUGAAGUCUAUAAAGAACAAGAUUGAUUAUUGUCGAAUUCAUGGAAUUGAGAUUGUGUAUAACAUGGCUCAUCUGGACAGAGAGCUUGCCGGGUACUGGGCGAAGCUGCCAUUGAUUCGCACUCUCAUGGUGUCCCACCCGGAGGUCGAGUGGAUAUGGUGGAUGGACAGUGAUGCCAUGUUUACAGACAUGGUUUUCGAAAUCCCAUUAUCUAAGUAUGAUGGUUAUAAUCUGGUUAUUCAUGGGUAUCCUGAAUUGUUGUUCAAUCAGAAAUCUUGGAUAGCUUUGAAUACAGGGAGUUUCUUGCUUAGGAAUUGCCAAUGGUCUUUGAAUUUGCUUGAUGCUUGGGCUCCCAUGGGUCCGAAAGGUCCCGUUCGUGAUGAGGCCGGGAAGAUUCUGACGGAGAAUUUGAAGGGGAGGCCGGCAUUUGAGGCCGAUGAUCAGUCUGCAUUGAUAUACUUGUUGAUUAAAAAGAGGAGUAAGUGGAUGCAUAAGGUGUUCAUUGAAAAUUCUUAUUAUUUGCAUGGUUAUUGGGAGGGUUUGGUGGAUAGGUUUGAGGAAAUGGCUGAGAAGCAUCAUCCGGGGUUGGGCGAUGAGAGGUGGCCUUUUGUGACACAUUUUGUGGGUUGCAAGCCUUGUGGGAGCUACGGAGAUUAUCCGGUGAAGAGGUGUUUGAGUAGCAUGGAAAGGGCAUUCAAUUUUGCUGAUAAUCAGGUGCUUAAGUUAUUUGGAUUUAGCCAUAGAGGUCUGUUGAGUCCGAAGAUCAAGUGGAUCGGAAAUGAGACUAAUAAACCUUUGGAGCUUCGAAACCAGUUUGAUAGUCAACUGGCAAGGCAUAGAGGCAGUGUAUCUCAGAAAUCGUGAGUAAUUUUGUUUUUUGAGUUUGAUUCAUUGAAGCUAAUGCAAUGUAGUUUUGUCAACUAUAUGGCUGCAUUUUAGAAUUCUUUCUAUUCAUUGAUUUGUUCUUCCCUUGUAAAACUGUCUGGAUAGUUGAAUCACCAAGGUGUUGAAUUCUUUGUAUCGAUUGAUUUAUAAUAUAUAUUUUUAUCUCC
Molecule: messenger RNA, 1739 nt
Organism: Cornus florida
Lineage: Eukaryota; Viridiplantae; Streptophyta; Magnoliopsida; Cornales; Cornaceae
Product: probable xyloglucan 6-xylosyltransferase 5
Exons: 1
Coding region: 202-1551 (449 amino acids)
Biological process (GO): xyloglucan biosynthetic process
Cellular component (GO): membrane; endosome; trans-Golgi network
Molecular function (GO): hexosyltransferase activity
Source: RefSeq, a predicted model, not a curated record